Cololabis saira (Pacific saury) is the source of this 4011-nucleotide messenger RNA. RefSeq names its product kelch repeat and BTB domain-containing protein 11. The record is from RefSeq and is a predicted model, not a curated record. Bases 549 to 2474 code for a protein of 641 amino acids. The transcript has 2 exons. Lineage: Eukaryota; Metazoa; Chordata; Actinopteri; Beloniformes; Belonidae. Gene Ontology annotation, molecular function: protein binding.
GAGGAAUGACUGCUGCAUCUGGGAUGUUCCGACAGAUGGAGCAUCGUGGAGUUGAGAGGAGGGUUAACACGGUCGGAAGUGGGCGUGGGUUUCUGAUCAAUCUGUUAAAGAAAGAAAAGAAAAGCAAAAAAAACAACAACUAACAAACGUAAGUGAAAGCAUCAGCUGUCAGCUGGGAGUCUCCCGAGGAAGAUGCGGUGUGUGCGCAGCGGCUGCGAGUGCUGGGAGCAGAUGACACGGCGACGGCUCCUGUGAGGGAGCUGCGCCCGCAGCCUGAGCCCUCCAGUCGGACUCGCUUCGGAGGAGCGACCCGCGGCCGUGGAGCUGCUCCUAUACGCGCAUACGGGAGGGAUAAACGCGUCUGCAGGGGUGAAGUCAUUGACACGGAGCUCAGUCUUACGUAAGGGAGCUUCGUGGAGGGAACCGGGAGCGCCGGUGCCGACCAGGACGCGCAGGUGCAGAAAAGAGGAGCACAGUCAUAAGUGGGUCCGUUCACCCAGCAUGAUCGUUGAAGCUGCCGGCUCCCAUUACCAGUGAGCACCAGUGAUAUGGAUGAGGGUCACAGGCAGGGAGGAAGGGAUGUCGCCGUGGCAGCCACUUCCAUCCUCCACACAGUGAAUCCCGACCUCGUCACGCUUACUGAUAAAAACAGGAAUGUAUGUCCCGAUUUUGUCCACGGAUUCCUUCAGAAUGACCCGGAUUUCAACUCUUCUCCACCGUUUGAGCGGGAAUACCUGCUGGAUGGAAGACUGAUGGAUAAUAACCAUAUAGGUCAUCAGGAAGGUAACAGCUCCUUCACAUCAAGAGGGGAUCCAAAUCAUCUUUAUAGAGAUAAAAAAGCUCCAGAUGACCCUCGUCACACCGACUCUGCUGUGUCCAAUCACAUUGCUGGCGUGCAGAAAAGUUGCGCAAGUGGAGAAAUCCACAAUGGAGGAAGAGAAAAUGUGUCUUUUGGUGCAGAUUCUUCCAUAUUCUCGCCCAGCGAGGCUAAAUCAGACGGUGGUGGUUCCUUUCUAAAAUCAAACCACGAACAUACAGACAGCAGCAGCCUGCAAGAUGAGAAUGCACAGUCUAGAGAGGAGACGGAUUUAGUCAUCGAAGUGGGUGGGCAGACCAUCAACGCACACAAAUCUGUCCUGGCGGAGAAAAGUGACUAUUUCAAAGCGCGGCUGUCACGCAACAUCCUGAAAGUAAAGGGCCUGAGUUACAAGACUUUGUCAACACUGAUAGAUUAUAUCUACACCUCUCAAAUCCAUGUCAGCAAGGAAAAUGUGGUUGAUGUCAUUACAGGGGCUAAAGUGUUGCAGAUCCCCUGUGCCGUCCAGGCAGCUAUGGACUCCAUGUCUGAGCAGGUCACUGCAGGGAACUGCUACGAGAUUCUUACCAUCGCCAAGAAGCAGCGACUCAGUGAGCUGAAGGAGACGGCGUACGGGUUCAUGAGCGACAAUUUCCUUCAGAUCCUCAAAGACCCCAGUGUCUACGGUCGUCUGACUGGCUCGGAGAGGGAUUUGAUCCUGAAGAAGAGAAUGGACGGGAGGAAGGUUCUGAUGGCCGCAGAGAUAAACGACGUGUUCGAUCGCGUUGGAAGUCGCCCGCCGAGUCGCUGCGGCAGCCGACCCCAGAGCCCCUUGUCUGUUGGGUCUCUGGAAGAGAAUCACAUGAUUUAUUACUAUAAUGAAGCACAAAAUGACUGGCGGUCUUUGACUGCGAUGCCUGAGGACGUCAACACCAAAGGAUGUGGGAUCUGCACCAUGUACAAUUACCUGUUUGUGGCAGGGGGAAUAAAAGGCCUCGGAGAUAAGGGGAAGGUUUCAGACAAGGUCUUCUACUACAAUCCCAUCACCAACCGCUGGGCUGAGAUCAGACCUCUGAAUCAAGCACGCGCCCAGCUAAAGCUCGUGUCUAUGGAUGGCUAUCUGUACGCCAUCGGAGGCGAAUGUUUGUUUACGGUGGAAAAAUACGACCCCCGAAUGGACCGCUGGACGACGGUGGCCCCGCUGCCCAAGGGAGCCUUCGCAGUGGCCCACGAAGCCACCACCUGCAGCGGAGAACUCUACGUCUCGGGCGGCUCCCUCUUCUACCGCCUCCUCAAAUACGACACGAAGCGGGACGACUGGCAGGAGUGCCCCUACAACAACAGCAGGAAGAAGUCCACCGACAUGGUGGCGCUCAAGAGCUUCAUCUACCGCUUCGACGUGAACCGCGAGCAGGGAAUCACCGUCUUCAAGUACAACACCAUAGUGAAAAUGUGGCACGACUGCGCGUCGCAGAGGCUCGGCAGUCACCUGCCCUUCAGGUGUGCCGUCAUCGGGAACUGCAUCUACUGUGUGAACAAAAGUCAAACUCUUCAGUUCGUGGUGGAGGAGGAGAACGCCUACUUCGUGGAGGAGACCCUGAGGGCACCUCUGGAGGCGAAGGGCAUUCUUUUCCCUUUUGUUCUUAGUUUGCCUGAAAAGCCGGAAAAAGCUACAUAGUGUGUGUGUAUGUGAUCCAGAAUAACAAAAAUAAAUGUGGUUUAGCUUAACUGCAAUAAGCAGGCGACCUUAAAGUCUUCAGUGUCAGCUCUUUCUCCUGUUUUCUCAUCGCCUGCUUACAAUGGAAUGUGUGUAUUUGCAUGGCUAUUUAAUGCAUCUACAGGGUUAAGCCUUAAAAGAAAACCUUUUUUAUUUGAGUAAAUGCAACAGUAUCAGUAUGUGACUGUAGACAAUGACAUUAUGAAAGUGAUAAUUUUUUUGUGUCCACUUUUGUUUGGUGCCCUUUUGUAGUUAGAAUAGAAGCAGUUUAAAGCAUAUAGACGCCUGGUGGCUUUGCAAACAAGGACAGGUGUUUUAGUGCGCUUUAUGAGCGAUGCAACACAGGCCCUAUGCAAAUGAAUUAAAAAAUGCUGGUGGGUUCUCUGUAAUAACAUGCUGUUUAGUAGUUUCUUUGAGUGGACCCAGCUUUUAAUUAAAUCUGUAAAUCAGAGCCAUAAAAACGUAUAUAAACAAACUGAUGAAAUCAUCCAAAGUUGUCUCCUUAUGAGACAAAUAUCUAUUUUAGGGAAUUUAAGAAGCUUGUUAUACCUAUAACUCUUCAGAUGAUAUUUUCAGUAAGCUAUAAUUUAAACAUUGUCAACUCAAAUUAAACACAUUAUUAUUAAAGUUCAUAAACUGCAUAUAUUUUUUAAUUCAGAACAUUAUAUUUUUCUAACAGUGAACACUAAUGGGUCAACAGUUCCUGCGUUUCGCACAUUUACCAAAAACAACCAUCCAGUCAGAAGAUAUUAAGGGAGAAUAACUAAAUUUUAUUGAGACUUAAAUUAUUCAGAAAAUAAAAUAAGAUAUUUCUGCAACUCAUGCCACCACACAUAAGAUCUAAAGCAAUAGCCUUUUUACUGAGAUGAGGAAGCUCAUUAUGCUGUUAACAGGUUCUGAAAGGGAAUGGUGGUUUUUCAUAACACAAAAGAGAUGUUUGUGCCAUCUUUCUUUUCCCUUAAUAAUCUGCUGGUUGUUCCCCUGUUACCAGGUUACUGGUGUGCUCUUCCAAGUCAAACGUUGAAUCAAAUAUGAUAUUGAUACAGCUCCAUUCUCUUCAUUAUGACACUAAUAAGCCAUAUUCCUCUUGCAUCAGUAGACAUUUAUGCAGAUUUCCCUUGAAAUUUUUAUUUUGUUGCAUUUUUUUUGUAAAGAAACUGCAGUAUUGUUUUUUCAGCUGCAAUAGCACAGUGGGAGUUUUGUAUGCAAGCUAAUGCUGGUAUAUUAUUGGAACAGAGUGCUUUUGUCAAUAUUCAAUCAAAGUAUUGAUCUGAUUCAGGUUAAAUCAAUGUGGUAUUGAUAUUUUGCUGGAUGGCAUCUGUAAUUUUGUGCGCUUUUGUUUGGAUGUUGGUGAUUUUUGGAUCUGCCGUUAUGAUGAACAGCAUACAGUGAAAGACUUCCUAUUAACGGUGCUUGAAGUGGGCUAUCAAAUUAGCUGUUGGAUAAUGAUUAUCAGUUGAAACGAAGUGCUUCAAAUAAAAUAUUUUCUGUCUGAAAA